CAACGAAACGUGAAUCAGUCGGCGUUCCGCAGCGUUCCGCGUUUGUUCUAUAGAAGAUCUUUUAGUUGAUUUUUUGUCGAUAUUGUCCGAGGAAUAAUUUACGGGUGGUCUUGAAAUCCUGGAAUCUUUCGGCGCUUAGUCGCCGGGUGAAUGAAUAGUUCGUGGAUUGUAAGAAGCGCGCGGUAUGGCGGCCGCGUGCGUUGGCGAUCAGCUUAUGUCGAGCGAGUCGUCUUCGGCGUCAUUGGACUUAGCAAAAAAGUCAAUUAAUAACGGCCGGCCAAUAUGUUGGCAACAUAGAUUAUUCGGCAAGCAACUGACCCGUUGCAAUCAGAUUAAUUCGCAGGACACGAAACCAUGUGAUGCAAGCGGUUCCCUCAUCGAUGAAGACGGCGGUACCGCAUGCGAUGUUAUCGGUGUGUACUUCAGUUUUAUCAAUCCCGGUGCAACCUGCGACGAUUUCACGCGUCAGCUGGUCGAACUUUAUGCGAGUGUCAACGCGGUGCACGCGGGAACGGAUGCUACCUCUGCUGCCGGUGUGUCGACCGAGAAUAUGAGUAAGGGAAGGGAAAGGAGGAAAAAGUUCGAGGUCGUACACGUGGUGCUUUGGAGUAACGUGGCUGACGUUUUCGACUUCGAGGAGAGCUUUCGUAAUCAUGUUACGGAUUUACCGUGGUUGGCCGUACCUAAUCGGGAUUACGAGAGGAAAACCAGGCUGACAAGAAGGUAUCGGAUAAAGGCAGGAGUGCCCACGUUGAUUCUACUCGAGGGUUCAAAUGGUUCGGUUGUAACAAGGGGUGGCGUCGAACGAACCAUUGCCGAUCCUACUGGCGCCGAAUUCCCUUGGAAACCACCGCAUCCAAAAGCUGCCCUGGAAGAUGGACCUUUGCGGUCUUGUGGUGCUCGCGACAGCAACGAACCAAUGUUACACGAGGAACUGCGACAUUGUUUUAAAGGUGUUUAUUUCAGUGCACAUUGGUGUCCUCCUUGUAAAGCAUUUACACCACAGCUCGUGGAUACUUACCAGCGAAUCCGAGAAAGAGGACAUGAUUUCGAAGUAAUUUUCGUGAGUUCCGAUAGGAGCGAGGAGUCCUACAAUGCUUAUACAGAAACAAUGCCCUGGCUUAGGAUACCAUUUAGUCAAGAAGAAAGACGUCGAAAAUUGGCUAGAGCUUUAGAUGUCCAAGCAAUACCCACCUUGGUUAUUCUUGAUCCACGGGAUAAUAUCAUCACUCUCGAUGGUAGAGCCGAAUUAUUAGAAGAUCCUGAAGGAUUGAACUUUCCAUGGACCAGUCGAUUGGUCAAUAUUCUAACGGAGAAAUAUGCGACGUCGUUGCACGAUGCACCAGCGAUCAUACUCUUCGUUGAGGGCGAUGAUUGCGAAAUACAAUUUGCAGAAAGUGUUUUAUUACCUGCCGCUGAGACCUAUAGAAGAGAUCGUCCAGAUUAUGAUCCCAAUUAUGACGAUCCCGAUGGCAUAUUACAAUUUUAUAUAGCCUUAGACUGCGAAACGUCGGAUAUUCUUCGUGAAUUUGUUGGUUUGGACGAUGCAGUACCUCUUCUGACGGCUAUCGAUAUACCACGAGGAGUUUAUGUGGUAAUGGAGGACGGUGCCGAAAUUACAGUAGAUUCUGUACAACAAUUCGUCGAUGGAUUUCGUAGUGAUAAACUACCAAAAAAUAAGAUAGUGGCGGUACACAAGGCUCCCAAAAAUGAAAAUGUUUCAGCUUGAAAAACGAUCUUCAAACUGAUUCCAAAAUGUGAAUGGUGUCAAAGUGUCUAAUUAAUGAUGUGGUUACCAAUCAAGCAAUAAGCUCGUAGCUUAAUAAUAUCGAGUUUGGAUUCGAAGCUGGCACAAGUUCUAGUCACUCGUUUAUCGCAUCAAUUUCAAAAACUGCGCGGAAACAAACGCAUAUACACUUUGUGAAAUUAUAAAUCUAAAAGUAUUCCCAUUUAACAGACUCUUCUACCUAUUUGUGCCUAAAAAAUGUAAAGAACUUCAUUUAUAUACUUGAACCGGAGAAAAUUAUUGUCUUGUAUCAAAAUUGUACACGAUGAUUUAUGAAAAACAAAAUAACGAAUAUUAUUCGAUUCGUGUAUAUCACACAACACUUACACCAGUAUCAUUUUUCUAAUACCUUACAUGUAAAGAUUCUUACAAAAAUAUGCAUGCUUAUCCAAGAUAUAUUACAUAUAUGUCUUGUUAUAUGUUCUUCAUAUUUACUUGUGCCAGCUAUAUAUAAUAAUUACAAUAUUUCAAUGAUUAAAGUCACAAUAAGUUGUAGAAUUCUUUUUUUUUUUUUUACUUUUUUUUUUCAAGAUAAAACUUUCAGUGUGUUCAUUAUAAUUGAUUUUUGAUAUAGGUAAAAUUUUUAAUUUGAUAAAAUUUGUUUAUAUAUGAACGAGCAUGCGAGUCUACGAACGUUCAAUUAUCAUAUAACCACAAUGGAAAUUUUUCUCUUCCCUUUUUCACUGUUUAUAUCCAUCUCUGUGAUACUGUAGCAGUAGCUCGUUUCAUAAGAAAGACCUUGCGUGAAAAUUGUGUUUGUAAUCACACACUUAUAAUUAUAUGGAAAUAACCAAAAGACUAUGUAUUGUAUAAUAGCCAAAAAUAAAACAGGCGGAUUGUAUUUUUAAGUGCACACGCGCACAUGGGAUACGUUAAUAUAUAACUAUAUGUAUUACUUAAUAAACGCCAAAUAGGCAUACAUUUGUAGACUUUCAAAACAUUCUAUAAUAAUUCAGUUUUGAUACUUAUGAAGAGAACAUAAGCAUUAUUUUAUAUGUUCAAGCUUUUAUUAUCUAUUGUUUUUUGUUAAUAAUAAAUUGAUGUUAGAC
Messenger RNA from Vespa crabro (European hornet), 2835 nucleotides. Its product is annotated as nucleoredoxin-like. Lineage: Eukaryota; Metazoa; Arthropoda; Insecta; Hymenoptera; Vespidae. The transcript has 7 exons. The record is from RefSeq and is a predicted model, not a curated record. Bases 185 to 1729 code for a protein of 514 amino acids.